Molecule: messenger RNA, 264 nt
Organism: Paramecium primaurelia
Lineage: Eukaryota; Ciliophora; Oligohymenophorea; Peniculida; Parameciidae
Source: the annotation of a GenBank genome assembly
AUGAAUCAACAAUGUCCUCAUUGCCGAAGAAGAAUUCCAGCCUUUUCUUCUGUUGUCAAACCUAAAGGUUAAAAGAAAUAAAAUGUAACACAAACACUCAAAAACAUUUCCUUAUAUGACUUACUUGAAGAAUUUGCAAAAAUUAGAAAUGAAUAGCACUUCGACUUAAUGUAGUUCUUGUAAGAGAAAAUAAAAAAACCAGAAAUUAGUAAGGAUAACCAUCCUGUUACAUAAAGAAAGAAAUGGGAUUUGCCUUUGAAGUGA